Messenger RNA from Erpetoichthys calabaricus (reedfish), 568 nucleotides. RefSeq lists its product as uncharacterized. Gene Ontology annotation, molecular function: endothelin B receptor binding; hormone activity. NCBI's taxonomy places the organism in Eukaryota, Metazoa, Chordata, Cladistia, Polypteriformes, Polypteridae. The record is from RefSeq and is a predicted model, not a curated record. Gene Ontology annotation, biological process: vein smooth muscle contraction; regulation of systemic arterial blood pressure by endothelin; regulation of vasoconstriction. The transcript has 4 exons. The coding region runs from base 188 to 568 and encodes 126 amino acids. Gene Ontology annotation, cellular component: extracellular region.
CAUGUCUGGCAGAGUUAAAAGGGAGGAGUGGCAUGAGUGGAAUAUCAAAGGUACGUCGGCCCCCCAGCUUUCCAUACGCUGAGACAAAGGCAUCAGCCUACUCCUUCCUGCUCCUACCUGCACCGGCAGAUCGGACACAUUGAAAAGGGUUUUAACUGACCCAGAAAGAUCAGGGGCUGUGGAGCAAAUGGCCUUCUCCAGUUUGUACUUCUUGACUGUGACACUUGUGCUAAUGAUGGAGAGAAAAGGUCAUGCAGAAAUGAAUCCUCAAGCCACGUUUAGGGAAAAACGGUGCACAUGUGAAGUCCUUGAAGACAAAGAGUGUGUCUAUUUCUGCCAUGUAGGAGUGGUCUGGGUCAACACACCAGGAAAAGUUGUUCCUUAUGGGGUGGGCAGUUACCCACAACGACUUAAAAGAGAUGCCACUAGGUGCCUUUGUACCACCAGUGACGACACAAAAUGCCUGAAUUUCUGCAUCCCUUCAGUUUCCAAGGAGCAUUACAAAGGAAAACGCAGCAAUCUUUUUCAGAAGAUUAAUAAAGAUAAAAAUAAGCAACAAGAAUCAUGA